GUGGGUGGGAACGGAACGGAGCCCCCCAGAGAGGAGGGGGAGUGGGACCCCGGAAAGAGAGGUCCUGGGGUGGGGAGAGAUAUUUAUUGUAUUUAACACAUAUACUUAUAUGCAAGGAUUAAGGGAAGGAGGAAUAUUGGGGGCACUAAAGGGAGGCAGGGGGUAAAAAGGCAGGAAAGAGGUCUCCACCCCCAUAACUCCUUCCCACCUCAAAAAGACCCCCCCAGGUGAGGCUGGAUGCCAAUGGAGCGGCUAAAGACCUGGCUGGGCCACCCAGAGGAGCUGUACAACCUGGUGCGGUUUAAGAUGGGGGGCUACAAGGCAGUGAUGCCCAAGAUGGACCAGGACUCGCUCAGCGACAGCCUCCGCGUUUGCUACAAGUACUUGAAUCAGACGAGCCGGAGCUUCGCCGCCGUCAUCCAGGCGCUCGAUGGGGAGCUGCGCCAUGCGGUGUGCAUUUUCUACUUGGUUCUCCGGGCUCUGGACACGGUUGAGGACGACAUGACGAUCAACCUGGAAACCAAGGUGCCCCUGUUACAUAACUUCCACUCCUACCUGUACCAGCCAGACUGGAAAUUCAUGGACAGCAAAGAGAAGGACAAGCAGGUGCUUGAGGACUUCCCGACGAUAUCCUUGGAGUUCCGGAACCUGGCAAAGGUCUAUCGGGACGUGAUUGCUGACAUUUGCCACAAGAUGGGCCAUGGGAUGGCUGAAUUCUUGGAGAAGAAGGUGGAUUCUGAGCAGGAGUGGGACAAGUAUUGUCACUACGUCGCUGGCUUGGUUGGCAUCGGCCUCUCCCGGCUCUUCUCCGCAUCCAAGCUGGAAGAACCCAUUGUGGGCCAGGACACAGACCUUGCCAACUCCAUGGGCCUCUUCCUGCAGAAAACCAACAUCAUUCGGGACUAUCUGGAGGACGAGCUGGAAGGCAGAGAAUUUUGGCCCAAAGAGGUUUGGAGCAAGUACGUUAAGAAGCUCUCGGAUCUGGCCAAGCCGGAGAACAUCGACAAGGCCGUUCAGUGUAUGAACGAGCUCAUCACCAACGCCCUGCAUCACGUUCCCGACGUCUUGACCUAUUUGUCCCGGCUGAAGAAUCAGAGCGUGUUCAACUUCUGUGCUAUUCCCCAGGUGAUGGCCAUCGCUACUUUGGCUGCCUGCUACAACAACCAGCAGGUCUUCAGGGGGGUGGUGAAGAUCCGGAAGGGACAAGCCGUUACGCUGAUGAUGGAUGCCACCAACAUCCAGGCUGUCAAAGCCAUCACGUACCAGUAUGUGGAAGAGAUCUACCAGAAGAUCCCCAGCACAGAUCCUUCUGCUAGCAAAACUCAAAAGAUCAUCACCUCUGUCCGGUCCAUGAGCGUCCCCAGCGGUGCCCUCGUCUCCCGGAGCCACUACUCACCCAUUUACUUGUCCUGUGUCAUGCUUUUGGCAGCUCUGAGCUGGCAGUACCUGAGCAGUGUCUCAAAAGCUGCCGAAGAAUACGUGCACACUGGCGAGAACUGAGAACAAAAGUCCACCGAUGGUCAUUUUAGGGAAUAUGUUUUUCCUCCUUGCCUUUUUGUGUGUGUGUGGGUGUGGGGACAGAAGAAAUCUGUUGGAUUUCCAGGACUGUAUGGAGCUGGACUCAAACUUCAUUUCCAGCCAGUUGGAGCCAGAACUUUUCACCUAGAAGCAACUAAUACUUAACUGUUUCCAAAUGGGGACACUUUUUUUUUUCCUUUGGAUGAACUGGUUACAGACAGGUCUGUGUUCGCAGUCUUACUUAAUUUUCUCUCUUUGUUUGUUGCAGACUGAGCUGUAUUUUUGACCUAGGAUGUUUUUUAACUAGGCUGUUAAAGGUGCCUCUUUGUUGCUUGUGAUUUUUGACAGUAAAAAAAGUGUGAGUGA
Messenger RNA from Hemicordylus capensis (graceful crag lizard), 1884 nucleotides. RefSeq names its product farnesyl-diphosphate farnesyltransferase 1 (gene FDFT1). Gene Ontology annotation, molecular function: squalene synthase [NAD(P)H] activity. The transcript has 8 exons. Lineage: Eukaryota; Metazoa; Chordata; Lepidosauria; Squamata; Cordylidae. Gene Ontology annotation, cellular component: endoplasmic reticulum membrane. Gene Ontology annotation, biological process: farnesyl diphosphate metabolic process; cholesterol biosynthetic process. Bases 238 to 1500 code for a protein of 420 amino acids. The record is from RefSeq and is a predicted model, not a curated record.